AUGUCGUCGCUUUCGUCCUCGGCGGCGCUGUAUUCGUCGGCGCCGCUGAAGCGCGUCGACGCGCUUCAGUUCGGCGUAUUUUCCUCUGAACAGAUUCGCAAGAUGUCGGUCUGCGAGGUGACCACGUCUGAGUUAUACGAGAACGGGAUGCCGAAGCCGAACGGGCUGAACGACUUACGGCUGGGGACGCUCGACUACCGCCUGCAGUGUCGCACGUGCAACAUGGACGUGAAGAACUGCCCGGGUCACUUCGGGCACCUGAACCUCGUGAAGCCGGUUUACCACUACGGGUUCCUGGGCGCGGUGCUGCGCGUCCUCCGCUGCGUGUGCUACGCGUGCGGCAAGCUGCUCGUCGACCGGCGCGACCCCAAGAUUCAGCACCUCGUGAAGAUUCGCUCGCCCUGCCGGCGGCUGAAGCACGUCCUCGACGCCUGCGCCGGCCGCAAGCGCUGCGAGGGGUACAUGCCUCUCCCAGCGGACGGCGCCGCGCCGCCAGCCGAGGGCGGCGAGGGCGGCUGCGGCUGCGUGCAGCCCCGCUACUUCAAAGAGGGUCCCAACAUCGUGGUGCUGUUCCCCGAGAGCCGCGACGAGGGCGACGAGGACGCGCCUGAAGACGUCCGCCGCAUCUUCGCGGCGGAGGAGGCGUACGCCGUGCUGCGGCGCAUCUCUGAGGAAGACCUCAAGACGAUGGGGUUCGAUCCGGAGCGCGCGCAUCCCGCCUCGUUCAUCCUCUCCACGCUCCCUGUCCCGCCGCUGGCUGUGCGGCCCUCCGUUCAGUACGGGAGCGCCCGCAGCGAAGACGACUUGACGCUCAAACUCGUCGACAUCGUGAAAACCAACCUUUCGCUCAAGCGACAGGGCGACAGCGUGCCCAGUGCCGUCCUCCAAGAGAUGGUCAUGCUGCUGCAGUACCACGUGACUACGCUCUUCGACAACGACAUCCCUGGCAUGCCCGUGGCGACCACUCGCGGGAAAAAACCCAUCAAGUCCAUUCGCACGCGACUGAAGGGCAAGGAAGGCCGCCUUCGCGGAAACCUCAUGGGCAAGCGCGUAGAUUUCUCCGCGCGCACCGUCAUCACAGGAGACCCCAUGCUGCCGAUCGACACGGUCGGCGUGCCCAAGAGCAUUGCGAUGACGCUGACCUACCCCGAGUUCGUCACGCCACUCAACAUCAACCAGCUGCGGCAGCUGGUCAAGACUGGACCCUUCGACUGGCCCGGCGCGAAAUACGUCAUCCGCGACGACGGCAGUCGGUUCGAUCUCCGGCACGCUAAGAAGGGCGGUGAAGUUGUCUUGGAAGUUGGGUACCGUGUCGAGAGGCACAUGCGUGACGGCGACUUUGUGCUGUUUAAUCGACAGCCAUCGCUUCACAAAAUGUCUAUAAUGGGUCACCAAGUCAAGAUCCUUCCCUACUCGACUUUCCGCCUCAACCUGUCGGUCACGUCGCCCUACAACGCCGAUUUCGAUGGAGAUGAAAUGAACUUGCAUUUGGCGCAGAGCGAAGAAACACGCGCAGAGAUCAAACAUCUGAUGAAAGUCCCGAAACAAAUCGUCUCGCCGCAGGGAAACAAACCCGUCAUGGGUAUCGUGCAGGACUCGCUGUUGGCGGUGAGCAAGUUCACGCGCCGCGACACGUUUUUGACGAAGCCGAUGGUGUUCAACUUGCUGCUGCAGAUUCCGUACUGGAGCGGCGUGGUGCCGCCGCCUGCGAUUUUUCAUCCCGUCCCGCUGUGGACGGGGAAGCAGCUUUUUUCGCUGUUGCUGUUUUUCGACUCCGCCGGCACGGGUGGCAGUACCAAGUCGCGGAUCAACAUGCAGCGCGACGUCGGGGCGGGCCUUGUCGACCGGAAGAAGGAGAAUCUGUUCAUCAGCGAGCGCGACGAGCGCGUAGUAAUCCGCCAGGGCGAGUUGCUGGCGGGUAAGAUCUGCAAGAAGAUCGUCGGCUCAGCGAGCGGCUCGCUGAUUCACCUGCUCUGGCUCGAGGCCGGACCCGAGCGCACCAAGGACUUCCUCUCGACGCUGCAGAAGCUGACGAACUACUGGCUGCUUCACCAGGGCUUCACUGUCGGCUGCAAAGACAUCAUCGCGAACGAAGAGACCAACGAAAAAGUGCGCGACAUCCUCGACCAAGCCAAGAAGGAAGUCGACAAACUCACGCGCCUCGCCCACCGCGGUCGCCUCGAGUCGCAACCCGGUAAAAGCCUGCGCGAGAGCUUCGAGGCCCGCGUCAACAAAGAGCUCAACAGCGCCCGCGAACGCAGUGGAAAAGUCGCCGCAGAAAGCCUCGACGAAUCCAACAACAUCAUGGCUAUGGUGUUGGCUGGCUCGAAGGGAAGCACGAUUAACAUCUCGCAGAUUAUGGCCUGCGUCGGUCAGCAGAACGUCGAGGGCAAGCGAAUUCCCUUCGGGUUCAACGAGCGCUCCCUGCCGCAUUUCCACAAGUUCGACUACUCGCCGCCCAGUCGCGGCUUUGUCGAAAACAGCUACCUUUCGGGCUUGGAGCCUCACGAGCUCUUCUUCCACGCCAUGGGUGGUCGCGAAGGUAUUAUCGACACGGCCUGCAAGACUUCAGAGACCGGGUACAUUCAGCGUCGUCUGAUGAAGGCGAUGGAGGACGUGAUGGUCUACUACGACCGCACAGUGCGCAACUCGAUUUGCGAGGUGCUUCAGUUUUUGUAUGGAGAGGACGGCAUGAGCGGCGAGUACGUGGAGGAUCAGACGGUAGAGUUGAUGACUCUGGACAACGAGAAGCUGAAGCGGCUCUUCCGCCACGACGUCGACCAGGAGAGCUACGGGAAGGGGUGGCUGUCGGAUGACAUGCGCAACGAGAUUUUGACAGACUUUGAGCUGCAGCAACCGCUCGAGGAGGAGUUCGAGGCGAUCCGCGAAGACAAAAACCGCCUCUGCAGGCACAUCUUCAAGGACGGCGAGACCAAGCAGCACAUUCCCAUCAACAUCUUGCGCCUGCUCGAGUUCGCCAAAGCGCAGUUCCCGGGCGGAGAUCAGUUCCGCAGGCAGAACCCGAUCGAAAUCGCCCGGAAAGUGAACGAGCUGCUCAACGACAAACUCGUCGUCGUCAAGCAAACGACCAAGGCGGAUGCAAUCUCCGCAGAAGUCCAAGAGAACGCCACUAUCUUCAUGAAGGCUCACCUCCGCACCGUCCUCAACUCCAGACGCCUCCUCGAACGCGAGCGCGUCGGGCCUAAGGCCCUGCAGUGGCUGCUUGGAGAAGUCGAACGCCAGUUUCACCGCGCCCUGGCGCACGCGGGCGAGUGCGUGGGCGCGAUUGCGGCGCAGUCGAUUGGAGAGCCGGCAACGCAGAUGACGCUGAACACUUUUCACUUUGCUGGUGUCGGAAGCAAAAACGUCACGCUCGGUGUGCCGCGCCUCAAGGAGCUGAUCAACGUCGCGAAGCAAGUCAAGACGCCCUCGCUGACAGUCUACCUGCAGGAUGAAAUCGCGAUGGAUCAAGAGCGAGCCAAGGACGUUCAGACGCACUUGGAGCACACGACGCUGGACCGCGUGACGGUGAUGUCGCAAGUGAUUUACGACCCCGAUCCGACCGACACGAUUAUCCCGCAAGACAGGCAGUGGGUUCGCGACUACUACGAGUUCCCUGACGACGACGAGUUGCCGAACAAUCUGGGUCGGUGGCUGCUGCGCGUGCAGAUGGCGAGCAAGGUGAUGAUUGACAAGAAGCUCACGAUGAAGGAGAUUGGCGAGAAGAUCUACGCUGAGUUCCCCAACGAGGAGCUGGACUGCAUCUGGACCGACGACAACAGCGACGACUUGGUUUUGCGCAUUCGCAUCAAACACCAGCCGGGCAUGGGCGAGGGCGGCGAGGAGGAGAAGGACGAAGACGACGUCUCGGAGGCAGAGGACCGCUUCCUGCAGAAACUCAUGAUGCAGUGCCUCGCCGGCAUCACCCUCCGAGGCAUCACAAACAUCUCCAAGGUGUAUAUGCGCGAGGAGGCCAGAACUGUCUACAACGCUCAGCUCGGCAAGUUCGAGCGAACGAACAACUGGGUGCUUGACACGGACGGCUGCAACUUGGAAGACGUGCUUCCGAUUCCGAUGGUCGACAACACGCGGACGACUUCGAACGACAUGACCGAGAUCUUCCACGUGUUGGGCAUCGAAGCAGUCCGCCGGGCGCUGCUGCGCGAGCUGCGCGCGGUUAUUUCUUUCGACGGCAGCUACGUGAAUUAUCGACACCUGGCGAUUCUCUGCGACACGAUGACGCAGAAGGGCUACCUGAUGAGCAUCACGCGCCACGGCAUCAACCGCAUCGACAAAGGGCCGCUGAUGAAGUGUAGCUUCGAGGAGACAGUCGAGAUCCUCAUGGAGGCCGCAGUCUUUGCGGAAACAGAUCACCUGAAGGGCGUCACGGAGAACAUCAUGGUCGGGCAGCUCUGUCCGCUGGGAACGGGUUACUUUGACGUCUUGAUUGACGAGGAGAAGCUGAAGGACGCCUCGCACAACCUCGAUGGAGUCGGUCUCGUCGGCGGAGACUUGGACGGCUUCCUGGGCGCGUCGCCGGCGGGCGCGGCGUCUGAUCCACACCUGAUCACGCCGGAUGGGUCCUUCACGCCUUCGCCGCACCAGCUGAACUCGGUCUUCUCGCCGAUGCCCUUCUCCACGGUAUACACGUCCUUCGCGACGAGCCCGACGAACCCGCUGUCUCCGACCGCGCUCGGCGGCUCCAACGCCGCGGGCGUCGACACGCAGCAGCUCGGCGGGAAGUUCUCCCCUACGCAGCAGACGCCGCGGUCGCCGACCUCGCCCAUGUCGCCGCUGACCUGCUUCUCGCCCCGAGACCCGCACAGUCCGCUGUCUCCAGGCGCAGGCCCACCGGGCGGCGUCUUCUCGCCGACCUCGCCGAUCCUCGGCAGCGCCCUGGAGACCUCCUCGCUGUCCUACUCACCCUCCUCGCCGCAGUCUGCGUACUUCCAGGGCGACGGCAGCUCGAGCAGCGUGGACAUGGUGAUAUCUCCCGGCGGCGUCGACUCAGACGGCAGCCGUGUCCGCGGCGGCUCGUCGUACUCGCCGACGUCGCCGACCCUGUCGCCGUCGUAUUCGCCCUCCUCGCCGCCGAGCUACUCGCCGACUUCGCCCGCGUACUCGCCCACGUCGGCCGUCAUGAGCGUCACGUCGCCUGUCGACAAGGGCGGGCGCGUCAUGAGUCCCUUCUCCCCGGGCAACAACCCCAUGUCGCCGCACUUCUCCGCGUCCUCGCCCUCCUACUCGCCUACCUCCCCCGUCCAGCAAAGCAACCCGACGUCGCCCACGUCGCCCUAUUCGCCCGCGUACUCGCCGACCUCCCCGAGAUACUCGCCGACCUCCCCCAUGUACUCCCCGACCUUCGCCCCCUACUCCCCGCAAAGCCCCAGCUACGGCGGCGCCCCGGGACAGGGACCUCUUUCGCCGAGCUUCAACGUCCAGUCUCCUCGGUAUUCGCCGUCGUCUCCUGCCGCGUACUCGCCGACGUCGCCGAUGCCAAAUGUGAACACGUCGCCCUCGUACGAUGACGCACACGCAGGAGGCGGCGGAACCUACUCCCCAACUUCGCCGAUGUAUGAGGCAAAUGAUCCCUUCUCGCCGGAUCCGUUUGCCGCAGAGGUGGUUGACGAGGUGGGCGACGAGGCGGCGCUUGACAGCCCCACAGGCGAUGGCAACCCCGUGAAUGAAGGCGACGGCGCACAAGCCUAG
Molecule: messenger RNA, 5709 nt
Organism: Besnoitia besnoiti
Lineage: Eukaryota; Apicomplexa; Conoidasida; Eucoccidiorida; Sarcocystidae
Product: DNA-directed RNA polymerase II RPB1
Exons: 12
Coding region: 1-5709 (1902 amino acids)
Biological process (GO): transcription by RNA polymerase II
Cellular component (GO): RNA polymerase II, core complex
Molecular function (GO): DNA binding
Source: RefSeq, a predicted model, not a curated record